UUUGAUUGAUCUAGUUGGCUGUACGUUUCCAAACAGAACUCCAUGACGACUCCGUUGUGAAAACAAAUUUCAGUUGCUGCAGCCGAUUACGUGUUUCAGUUUUCCUUCGCUCCCAAUCAUUAAAAUUGAUUAAAAUUCAAUAUGGAAACUGAGGACAUGAAUGACAUAUCUCAGCGAGCUCAAGAAUUGAUUGAUAUCGGUAUGAUUCGAACAAUAUUGGCAAUGAACGACCUUCUAAGUACGGCCCAAUUCAAAAUCGGUCAUUACAGUCAUAUCCAUGAAGAAGUGCAAGCGAAUGAUGUUGGUGAUGGCGAUAACGUUCCGGCACUUGCAGAAGAAGCGGAUAAGACUACGAUUGGUAAUAAACAUGUUACUGAUCUUAUUGAAAAUUUGAAGCCACAUAUUCAAAACCUUUUGGCCGAAUCGGAUGUGAUUAAAAUAUGGGUCGCAAUAAACAUACCAAAAAUACAAGGUGGAGGUAACUUAUCGUUUCUAAUUCAAAAGACAAUUUUAUAUGUGUUGACCUAUAUUCAUAAUGAAGCAGACUCAUUUUUUAAUAGGAUUAAUACCUAUUAUAAUUCAAGAGCAAAAUUGCUUAAACAGUCACAGGAACAUCCACACAUUGAGGAUUACCGUUAUAAAAUUAGGGUGAGAGAUGAAACUGAUUAUAUUGCAUUUCAACAGGUAGCUUACGCAAUUAGAAAUCAUUAUUGUUAUCUCUAUGAUGUUAUAUCAAAAAACAUUGAUAGGAUCAAAGCACCAAAAACUUUAAAUAACAGUCAAACUUUAUAUGACUGAUGAUUUGUGUUCAAUUUUCUAAAUAAAUUCUUUUGAUUUA
This is a messenger RNA of Aethina tumida (small hive beetle), 838 nucleotides long. RefSeq names its product proteasome activator complex subunit 3. Gene Ontology annotation, molecular function: endopeptidase activator activity. The record is from RefSeq and is a predicted model, not a curated record. Gene Ontology annotation, cellular component: nucleoplasm; cytoplasm; proteasome activator complex. The transcript is spliced from 3 exons. NCBI's taxonomy places the organism in Eukaryota, Metazoa, Arthropoda, Insecta, Coleoptera, Nitidulidae. Gene Ontology annotation, biological process: regulation of proteasomal protein catabolic process; regulation of G1/S transition of mitotic cell cycle; positive regulation of endopeptidase activity. The coding region runs from base 142 to 798 and encodes 218 amino acids.